AUGGAGGCAUUCGGGGCAGGUCCCGGCUACACUGAUGCGAAUCGCGCAUUCCUACAAGCCUUCCUCGCCCGAAGCGUCCUCACUUUGGACACGGCCAGACCCAUCAUCGCAGCAUGUUCGUCCUUCCAGGAACGCCGCGAAAUGCUGCCGCAGGAUGUCACGGUAGAGGACUUGAAUGACUAUAUUGCAGACGCGAACCGCAGACUUUCUCCUCUCGACCUUGAAAUCCGAAGUACUUUCCACCAACAAACACGCGAACGUGUCUACGCCUUGGUCAACACCACGAGUGACCCUCUCACACAGCUUGCCACAACGUAUACGCCCGACGAGAUUGCGUUCGUCAAGAACCUUCUGGACGCCAUGUUUGACGGGCAGAAUAACAAGGGCCGAAGAGAAGCCAUGUGCAUCAGCGGCAUUGAUGCGAUCCAGGUUGGACGGACGCAGAAUCGGCGGCAGACAGGAGAUGGAGACGAGAACGCAACACAACCCACCGCAGGUGUCCUCAACGGGAAAGAUGUUGAGACCCUACUUCAGAAGCUGGUGGACGAGGGAUGGCUGGAUAAAAGCCGAGCUGGGUUUUACAGCCUCAGUCCGCGCGCGUUGAUGGAGCUGAAGGGCUGGCUCGUCGACACAUACAACGACGAGGAUGAAGACGGAAACAAGAGAGAGAAGGUCAAGUUCUGCCAUGCUUGCAAGGAUAUCAUCACAGUGGGUCAAAGAUGCGCAAACCGCGAGUGUGCCUGUCGAAUCCACGACAUCUGCAAGACCAAUUUUUUCCGAGUGCAGCGAAAUGAAAGAUGCCCUCUUUGCACCACUCGAUGGGAUGGAGAGCACUUUGUGGGUGAGAGAGCCAUUACAGCAUCUGACAGCUAUCGGACCGGCCGGAGACGAAGCGGUGCACAGAACAGACACAGAUCACACGCCAACGAAGAUGACAACGACCAAGACGGUUGA
Cladophialophora carrionii CBS 160.54 is the source of this 954-nucleotide messenger RNA. RefSeq lists its product as uncharacterized. The transcript is spliced from 2 exons. Gene Ontology annotation, biological process: double-strand break repair via homologous recombination; DNA damage tolerance. Bases 1 to 954 code for a protein of 317 amino acids. The record is from RefSeq and is a predicted model, not a curated record. Gene Ontology annotation, cellular component: Smc5-Smc6 complex; nucleus. Lineage: Eukaryota; Fungi; Ascomycota; Eurotiomycetes; Chaetothyriales; Herpotrichiellaceae. Gene Ontology annotation, molecular function: ubiquitin-protein transferase activity.